This is a messenger RNA of Periconia digitata, 1347 nucleotides long. The record is from the annotation of a GenBank genome assembly. Lineage: Eukaryota; Fungi; Ascomycota; Dothideomycetes; Pleosporales; Periconiaceae.
UUAACAAUCGUCGUGUACAAUAACUUUCUUGUAUUUUCGAUUUCGAUUCCAAAAUCUUUCUUCCAACUUCUAUCACUGUCAGACGAAUCAUACUUAUACGUUUUCAUCAUGCGAUUCUCUUUAGUGGCUCUGUUGGCCUACAACGCGGCAUUCACGUACGGGCUAGCGAUCCCUGAGACUGACGCGAUCAAACGUGAUGUUUCUCCAAACCGAGCAGCCGUUCGAGAUUUGAACGCAAUCUUUCCUCGCGCACCGACGUGCGGAACACUGGAAUUGAAAAUCGAAAAAUCAGACUGCGGUUCUUCUAAAAAUGGAAAAAGACAAGCUUGUGAGCUUCCUGCUAAGUCAUCAGCCUUUUCUUCUGUCAAAUCGUCCACCAAAUCCGCCUCAAAAUCCGCUUCCAAGACGGCUUCUGGAUCGACAGCGAAGUCCUCUGCCAAAUCCGCUUCUAAGACGGCUUCCAGAUCGUCUGCAAAGACCUCUGGUAAAUCCGCUUCUAAGACAGCUUCCAAAUCCACCGCCAAAUCCACUGCCAAAUCGACUGCCAAAUCGACUGCCAAAUCCGCUUCUAAGACGGCUUCCAGAUCGUCUGCAAAGACCUCUGGUAAAUCCGCUUCUAAGACAGCUUCCAAAUCCACCGCCAAAUCCACUGCCAAAUCGACUGCCAAAUCGACUGCCAAAUCGACUGCCAAAUCGACUGCCAAAUCUACGGCAAAGUCUACCGCCAAACCUUCAAAGACAAAAUCGGCUUCAUCCCCCAGCAGAACAUCUGGAUCAAAAAAGCAUGUCAGGAUGGGAUACCGAGGCCUUGAUGUCACCAACCAUAAUGCGGAAAAGAAACAUCUAGCAAAACGCGUCACCCAUGUAGUCAGCAUGGGCCAAAUCAAAGCCGCUAGAUGGGCCAAUGGAGAUAGAGCAGUUUCUGGAGGGUUUUCUGGAUGUACGGGUGUUUUCUUGUUCGAUAAGAAUGGGGUCGUACUGGGACACCUGUCUCCAAAAGCCAAGAAGGAGGAUGGUUCAGAGCCAGACAGCGAUAUCUCGGACGAGGAAAACGGUGUCGUAAACCCUAAUGCGCCUUACUUCAAUGAACAAGAGAUUGACACCGCCAUCCAAGCACUUCAACGAAAGGCUACUUCAGUUGGCAUUGACUUGAACAGUGGCUUGAAAGGCGGGUAUUUCAUUGACAGGAAGGGAGCCCCAGAAGUCGCAAGAGCUCUCGACACUGCUUUUGCGGCAUACAAACCUCUGAAGAUGGAAAGAUACGAUGCAGAAGACGGAGCUCAAAUGUUCGACCUGGUUCUUGACAGAAGAAUCUGGCCCGUGAAGGUUAGCUUCAAGAAGAUCUAG